This is a messenger RNA of Ruditapes philippinarum (Manila clam), 788 nucleotides long. RefSeq names its product 6-pyruvoyl tetrahydrobiopterin synthase-like. The transcript is spliced from 2 exons. Gene Ontology annotation, biological process: tetrahydrobiopterin biosynthetic process. Gene Ontology annotation, cellular component: mitochondrion. Gene Ontology annotation, molecular function: 6-pyruvoyltetrahydropterin synthase activity. NCBI's taxonomy places the organism in Eukaryota, Metazoa, Mollusca, Bivalvia, Venerida, Veneridae. The record is from RefSeq and is a predicted model, not a curated record. Bases 117 to 557 code for a protein of 146 amino acids.
AAAGAAAACCGAUAUAACAUGUAUACAAGGUUGUGACAUUUAAAUACAUUGCAUAGUUUGUUCAACAGGUUAAACAAGUGAUUCUUUUGGAUUAUUUCAAAAAAUUUGGAUAAAAUAUGUCUAGUGACAAUAAGAAACCGGUAGUUUACAUUUCCCGGACAGAUUCAUUCAGCGCAUGUCAUCGUCUUCAUUCUAAAGAACUCUCGGCCGAAGAAAAUCAGAAAAUAUUUGGUAAAUGUAAUAAUCCAAACGGACAUGGUCAUAACUAUAAAGUCGAAGUGACUCUUCGUGGUCCUGUUGACCCUGUGACCGGAAUGGUGCUUAAUCUUACCGAUCUUAAAGCUUACAUGGAAAAAGCCUUUAUGUCAACACUUGAUCAUAAAAAUUUGGAUUUAGACGUGGACCACUUUAAAGAUAAAGUCAGUACAGCAGAGAAUAUUGCAGUGUAUAUUUGGGAGAGAAUGGCUGAACAACUUCAACCUGGACUUUUAUAUGAGGUCAAAGUGCAUGAAACUGAAAAGAAUAUCACUAUUUAUAGAGGCGAGCAGACGACAUGACGGGCCGGAAGUGAACAUUUAAUGCAUGUUUCAUUCAUGUUUUUUUCCAGACGCAAAGACAGGUCAAUGAUUUUACCCAUCUAGUCAAAUUAUAUUUUCUUAGAUGUCAAGUCUUGUUCAAAAUAAAAGUUGCCAUGACAAAAGAGUUUUUGCCUUCAAACGAUAAUUAAUCUUCAUAUAACAGUUCUGUGUGUGUGUUUUGUUUACUUUUCAUUAAAGCGCCAAUGAUUG